CCAGCACCCUGCACUACUCUAGAGUCGUCCCCCCUCCUCACAACGAUCCGCCAUAUCCAUCUCCACCAUGGCUUCUGAUUUGAACCUCGCCGCAAAGGCGUUCAAAGGUCUACACAGGCCAAAUCAACCCGUUGUUCUUGCAAACGUAUACGACGGUAUUUCCGCAAAAACAGUCGCAGCACUUCCCGCUUCGAAAGCCAUUGCAACUGCAAGUUGGGCGAUUGCUGAAGCCGCCGGUGUCCCUGAUGAGGAACUCACCCUCGAAGAAAAUAUCAGAGCUACCCGGAUAAUCGCGACCGCAAUUAAAGGAAGCGGAAAGCCGCUGAGCGUCGAUUUACAAGAUGGAUACGGUGAUCAGCUUGAAGACGCCAUCAAACAGGUCAUUGGCGCUGGCGCCAUUGGUGCCAACAUCGAAGACUAUGAUAACGCGAAUAAGCGACUCUACAGCGCCCACGAUGCGGUAAACCGAGUCAAACACGCCCUAGCCAUCGCGGACGCCCUGGGCGUUCCUGAUUUUGUGGUUAACGCCAGAUGCGACGCCCUGGUGUAUGGUGGGACGAUUGACGAAGUCAUCUCACGCGGUCAGGCAUUUCUUGCUGCUGGUGCGACAUCGGUCUUUGUUUUGGGUCCUCUAGAUCAGGCGCAUCCUGGAGAACUCACAAGGGAACAGAUCACGAAGCUGAUUCAGGCGUUUGAGGGCCGUGUGAAUCUAGUACCUGGGGAAAAUACUACCAAAGAACUCGCUGCUCUUGGGGUUGCUCGAAUUAGCGUCGGGCCCGACCUUCAGAUGGUCGCUAUGAAAGCGCUUAAGAAGGAGGCUGAGAAGUUCCUCGACGUUUGAUACAAUUAUCUCAGAAUCUUAGUGUACUCUCGUUUUGUCCGGCGAUCUCAAUGGUUCUCCCGACAUAUUCC
Messenger RNA from Aspergillus candidus, 912 nucleotides. RefSeq names its product isocitrate lyase/PEP mutase family protein. Bases 68 to 841 code for a protein of 257 amino acids. Gene Ontology annotation, molecular function: catalytic activity. The transcript has a single exon. The record is from RefSeq and is a predicted model, not a curated record. NCBI's taxonomy places the organism in Eukaryota, Fungi, Ascomycota, Eurotiomycetes, Eurotiales, Aspergillaceae.